Molecule: messenger RNA, 288 nt
Organism: Linum tenue
Lineage: Eukaryota; Viridiplantae; Streptophyta; Magnoliopsida; Malpighiales; Linaceae
Source: the annotation of a GenBank genome assembly
AUGGACUCCAAGUGUGCGGUUCAGCUUCUUCUUCGACGUGAUGGUGACGUUAACCGUCACUCAGCGGUGCUCCGUCGUUUCCAGGCACUCUUGAGCAGAGACUGGCAGGUUGUGAUUUCUCACAUCUAUAGGGAGGGGAACUAUUGUGCUGAUUACAUUGCCAGUAGAGGCCAUUCUAUGUCCUUUGGUUUACAUGAGUUCCCCAUUACUGAUCCUUCCUUGUGUAAUUGGAUUUUGUAUGACGUUCAGGGGAUUUCGGAACCCCGCUUGGUUGUGAAUGAAAGUUAG